Coturnix japonica (Japanese quail) is the source of this 1217-nucleotide messenger RNA. RefSeq names its product retinol dehydrogenase 16-like. NCBI's taxonomy places the organism in Eukaryota, Metazoa, Chordata, Aves, Galliformes, Phasianidae. The record is from RefSeq and is a predicted model, not a curated record. Gene Ontology annotation, cellular component: intracellular membrane-bounded organelle. Gene Ontology annotation, biological process: steroid metabolic process. Gene Ontology annotation, molecular function: oxidoreductase activity.
CGGCCCCGAGGAGUUGGGCCGGUCCAAGGUCGGCACGGGCCGGAGCCAGAGCUCAGGGCUGCGCUUUGUGCCGUGUCCACGCGAGUCCCGGCCGCCUCCACGUCCCGUUCCUCCUCCUCGUCGUGCUCCUCCUGCUGCCGCCCCACCAUGUGGCUGUGGCUGCUGGCGCUGCUGGGGCUGUGGCUGCUGCGGCGUUGGAACCUGGAGCGGCAGACGGUGGGCGGCCUGGACGAGAAGUUCGUGCUGAUCACGGGCUGCGAUUCGGGCUUUGGCAGCCUGCUGGCACGGCAGCUGGACGCGAGGGGGCUGCGGGUGCUGGCGGGCUGCCUGAGCGAGGCCGGGGCCGCGAGGCUGCGGGCGGCCGCCUCGUCUCGCCUGCAGACCGUCCUGCUGGACGUCACGUCCAGCGACAGCAUCGCCGCCGCCGCCGCGUGGGUGCGGGAGCGAGUGGGGGACAGAGGGCUGUGGGGGCUGGUGAACAACGCCGGCAUCGCCGUCCCCUCCGCCCCCAACGAGUGGCUGAGGAAGGAAGACUUCGUGGCGGUGCUGAACGUCAACCUGGUGGGGCUGAUCGAGGUGACUCUCAGCCUCCUGCCGCUGAUCAAGAGGGCGAGGGGCCGCGUGGUCAACGUGGCCAGCGUGGUGGGCCGGCUGUCCAUCUUCGGGGGCGGCUACUGCCCGUCCAAGUUCGGCGUGGAGGCGUUUUCCGACAGUCUGCGGCUUGAGAUGAGGCACUUCGGGGUGAAGGUGAGCAUCAUCGAGCCGGGUUACUUCAAAACAGCCAUCACCGGUUCUGCAGAACUAGAGAAGAGCCUCCUCAGAGCCUGGGAGAGGAUGCCCAGUGAAACCAAAGCCAGUUAUGGGGAUAAAUACCUACAGGACUUCCUGGCAAAUAUGAGGGAGAUGAUGAAGAAAUGCAACCCCAACCUGUCGCUGGUGACGGGCUGCAUGGAGCACGCACUGACCAGCCGCUACCCGCGCUGCCGCUAUGCAGCUGGUUGGGAUGCCAAGCUGAUCUACAUCCCUCUCAGCUACUUUCCCUCUGCCAUCACCGACGCCUUGUUCACCUGGACCUCCCCCAAACCUGCCCAGAGAGUGUGAGGCCGUGAGGGCAGAGCUGGCAUCGCCCCACACCUGAGAUCCCACGGCAGCAAGCAAAGCGCUGCACUUUGCACUGGCAAUGUUUGCUGCUGAAUAAAGCUGACCUCUUCCCUGCA